Molecule: messenger RNA, 618 nt
Organism: Aureococcus anophagefferens
Lineage: Eukaryota; Pelagophyceae; Pelagomonadales; Pelagomonadaceae
Exons: 1
Biological process (GO): transmembrane transport; lipid transport
Cellular component (GO): intracellular membrane-bounded organelle; membrane
Molecular function (GO): ATP binding; ABC-type transporter activity; lipid carrier activity
Source: RefSeq, a predicted model, not a curated record
GUCGUCGCCGUCGACGACCUGUCCUUCCAGGUCGCGCGCGGCGAGGUCUUCGGCCUGCUCGGCGCCAACGGCGCGGGCAAGACGUCGACGAUCGACGUUUUGGUGCGCCACGCGGCGCCCGCGGCGGGCGACGCGAGAAUCCGCGGCGUCUCCGUGUUGGCGGACUUCGAGGCGGCGUCGAAGGGGCUCGGCUUCGUGGCCCAGGACAACACCUUAUGGCCGACGCUCACGUGCCGGGACCACCUGCGGCUCUUCGCGCGGCUCCGCGGCGCCGCGGACGGCGCGGCGUUCGAGGCGAAGAUCGACUACACGCUCGACCGCCUGGACCUGCGGCGGCACAAGUCCAAGCAGGCCCACGCGCUGAGCGGCGGCGCGAAGCGCAAGGUCUGCGUCGCCGUGGCGCUCGUGGGGGACCCGGCCUGCGUGCUGCUCGACGAGCCGUCCGCGGGUCUCGACCCCGUCGCGCGGCGGAAACUGUGGAACGUCGUCGCGGAGACGGCGGGCAGCCGCGCCGUCGUGCUGACGACGCACCUCAUGGACGAGUGCGAGGCGCUCUGCGACCGCCUCGCGAUCCUGGUGCGGGGGAAGCUCCGCUGCCUCGGCACGUCGCAGCGCCUC